Molecule: messenger RNA, 4163 nt
Organism: Nothoprocta perdicaria
Lineage: Eukaryota; Metazoa; Chordata; Aves; Tinamiformes; Tinamidae
Gene: HABP2
Product: hyaluronan binding protein 2
Exons: 14
Coding region: 67-1758 (563 amino acids)
Biological process (GO): proteolysis
Molecular function (GO): calcium ion binding; serine-type endopeptidase activity
Source: RefSeq, a predicted model, not a curated record
ACUGUGGCCUGCCUAAAGAAAGACAGGCAGCAAGGAAAAGCUUAUGUGAGGAAAAACGUUGUCAGAAUGUUUAAAGGUGUCCUGUCCCUUCAGGUCCUUCCGCUGGUCCUUUUCCUGGGCAGUGCACACUUGGGCUCUGGCAGUCUCUUCUUCCUGGUCGACCUUCUGAGUGACCAGCCUGAUGACUAUGAGUACUACGAUGAGUAUACGGAGCCAGAAGAGGAACCCCUCCAGAGAGAAUAUGCUGAGGAUCCCGACUGGUUUGAGGAAAUGUUUGGCUACGGUAGUGCUAGAAAAGAUCCAUGCUCCUCCAAUCCCUGCAAGAAUGAUGGCCAGUGUGAAAAGGAAGGAAGUCACUUCAGCUGCCACUGCCCCCAGCCAUACACGGGCCCCACGUGUGAGAAAGUGAAAGACACGUGUCAGGAGAAGAGGUGCGUCAGAGGAGACUGCCUCAUUACCUUAACCUCACCUUACUUCCAGUGCAGCUGCAGCCACCCCUACCAAUCGCCCGACUGCCGCCGAGCAUCUUCACCGUGCAGGCCAAACCCGUGCAAAAAUGGAGGUGUCUGUAUACGGCACAGAAUCAGAUCAAAAUUCAGCUGUGAGUGUCCUGAACCAUUUAGAGGAAGAACCUGUGAAAUUGGACCAGAUGAUUGCUAUGAAGAGGGAUCCCUCCACUACAGGGGAAAUGUGAACCAGUUAGUGGAUGGAAAGACUUGCCUGCACUGGAAUUCCCACAGUCUCUUGGACUACCCCAUUAAUGCAUUUAUGAAGGAUGCUGACUCUUAUGGCAUUGGUGACCAUAACUUCUGCAGGAAUCCUGAUGGUGAUGAAAAACCCUGGUGCUACAUCAAGAACAAUAACAAGGUGGAAUGGGACUUCUGUGACAUUUCACCCUGCUCAGAAACAGCUGAAGAGAUCCCAGAGGAAACAGAGAGCCUGACUGAGCCACCUGCAUCAAACGAAGAAUUCAAAACAUGUGGACAAGUAGAGAGUCAAAGACCUCUCAAGAGGAUCUAUGGUGGAGCCAAGACUAAAGCUGGCAAACACCCAUGGAUGGUAUCUCUACAGAAAAAGACUUCCAGGAGGGGCAGGCAUUUCUGUGGUGGAGUGCUAAUUAAACCAUGCUGGGUUCUUACUGCUGGACAUUGCAUUGAAUACUCAGCAGAACAUCUCCAAGUGGCCCUUGGAAAGCAAGACCUCAAGAAGAGAGAGCCUCAAGAGCAAAUAUUUGAUGUGGAGAAGACUAUUGUACAUUACAAAUACAAAGAAGCAGAUGGUGUCCAAUACAAUGAUAUUGCACUGCUGAAGCUGAAGCCAAUUGAUGGUCACUGUGCUGUGGAAACGAAGUAUGUGAAAACAGCCUGUUUGCCUAACUUUGACUUUCCUGAUGGGACUGACUGCUUCAUCUCAGGAUGGGGUGCCACAGAGACAGAUGAGGAAUCCCACCAGCUGUUGGACGCCAAUGUCAAGCUGAUUUCACAGAGGCACUGCAACGCACCGAGAGCAUACGGUCAGAUCCUGGAUGAAAGCAUGUUCUGUGCAGGAAAUCUUCAGAGGUCUGGAAUUGAUUCCUGUCAGGGAGAUUCCGGAGGCCCUCUAACCUGUGCAGAAAAUGGCUCCUACUAUGCGUACGGCCUUGUGAGCUGGGGCGAUCAGUGCGGUUUAAAAAGCAAGCCAGGAGUCUACACUCAGGUGACAAGAUUCCUCAGUUGGGUUAAAUCCAAAAUUCAGUUCGAGUCAAGGUCACUUCAUUAAGAGACUGAAUGUGGAGCAGCAGAUGAAUUUCUGAAGCAUCAGGGUUGACUGAAACUUGCUGACAUCCGUCUGUCUCCGACUGGUCCUGCAAGAUUAAACCCAACCAAAUUGUGUGGACAGCCAGUGGACAGGAGAAGGUUUUAAUUGUUUUAUUAUUGUGUAAAAAUAUUUAUAAAUUAAAGACUAACUGGCAAACUAGUGGGCAUAAUCUAAAGGGCUGCUCUGAACUCAACUAAUCAGGAAAACAUGCAAAUAACUGACCCACGCACCUAAGUGAAACACAAACAUCCAAGGAUGGAAUGUGCUCAAGUCCUAAUUUCUACAGCAAACCAGAACAACACCUGAUUUCCAUACGGAUAACGUACCUGCAGAUUUCCCCAGAACUACCAGAUCUUAGCCAAAUGUAGGGCUUAAGAUGAUAUUGUCUGCAGUCUCUACUAGUCAAAUACAGUAAUAAUUCAUUUCCUAAGUAACUUUUCAGACGGGGGAGUAAAUCAGGGAUAUGUCCUGUUUCUCUUGGGCUGGCUUAUUCUUUGGCUUGUUCCCAAAGUGAAAACUUAAAUGAAGCAAGUAUUUACAGUAUAGAUCUUCUCUUUUAUUGUAACUUUUAUGGUAACUUAAUGCUUCCUAAUAAUAGGGGCUACAAGGUCCCCAUAUGGACUUUUGCCUUCUUGUGCUGCGGCAUCUCAGACCAGGACCUACACCUGUGGAAGUGAGGAAGAAGGAAAACCUGGAAAAUCCCAUCUUGCAAUUUCUUGCAGCUUGGUAGGGAUGGGGGUGAAAGAGGCAGGAGAAGCACCCUUCACAAAAAGCCUGCCACAGUAAUUGACAUUAUGCUGGUAGGCAUCUGCACCGAGCUUGUCAGUACAGCUGUCAGUGGAGAUUACAUGGUAAUGUGAAUGUCUUACAGACAUAAGGAAAGAUAUAAGUUGUUGUAUAGGAAGUCCCUUCUACCUCCACUAUCUCUGUGGAGAUACCACGAUAUGAAGACAUCCAUGAGCUAAAAGGAAUACAUCCCAAAAUAUUAUUAACUCCUAUCUUGUGGCAUCAUCACCAUGGCAGUGCUUAACUCCCUAGAGAAGCUCCUUUAAUUAAGGUUUAGACACAGCCACAGAACUCAGUGAGGAAAGUAUAUAUAUUCAGUUUAAAUAAUGGAGAGAAUGCUUCAGGGAGCAUUCGAAAGCAUUAAAUGCUUCUGGUGAGCUGUGCAGUUGGGUUUUGUGAGAAUGAUUUACUCUACUUACAGCUCCAGGUUCACACUGAGCAGAAGCACCUUGCAUUUCCAUUCCCCGAGCGUACGCCAGCUCAGCAGCUCUUCUUGCCAUUUCAACUUUGUAAGAGCCUGGUGGAGUCCAGCCUAUGCCUUUGAUCCAGUUCAAGUCAGACCUGUAUUUGACCUGAAAGAAUGAAACAUAUACCAGGGUGUAUUAUUUAAUUUGGCUCUCAAACUACACACCCUGGAUCUUCAGGAGAGUGCAUCGGAUCAAUGAUAAACAAACUGCUCAUUUUCAAAAAAGAAACUUCAGUUCUUUCAAGAACACAACUUUGCUGCUAGGUGAAGUCUGCCAAACACAUUGCCACAGACACCUCCUAGCACUUGAAGAGACAGUUCUGCUCAGCUAUACUUACAUCACUCUGCAGCUUGUAGGCCUGCUUUGCAUGCUUCACAUUCAGCUGCUCAGGAUCACACGUGUAUUGGUGAAGAGGCUGCCUGUAGUUAACAUUGCUGGCAAGCUGCUGGCUUCUCUUAGCAUGGAGGAAUCCUGGCUGGUUAAGGUGACUCUUGAACUGCACUCUGUUUUGGGCAUACCCACUCCGGUACUGGUUUUCACUCUGGAGCUUUCCCACUUUGAGAACAUGUCUGAUUUUGGGAUCAUCAUUUGCACUGCGAAAUCCAAUUUGCUGGCCUUUAUCUCUCAGGAAAGCCUCUCUGUAUUUGUACUGCAGGAGAUACAGAGGAAAAUCUAAUUUUCAGAUUCAGAUUAUGUACAAAUUCCAUUAUGAAAUAACUUACCCUCCCCUAGCUAUCAAUGCUCCCUGCAGCGCAUAAAGGCAAAAGGUUUGUCUGAUACCAAGCUGUAUCUCUUGAUUUAGCAUGACACUUAAGGAGAAGGACCUCUGUGCUCACUGUUAAAGGACUAGAAAGAUUAGGAAUCCCCAAAUACUCAUCUCUUGAAAGCAGACAUAGUUCCUUUUAUUGUACUGUCUGGUGUACACAAUAUGCUGCUCAAGCUCUUGUCAACUCAAUGAAACUCUUCCAUCUUCAGCAUUCCUGCCAACUGCAAUCUCGUGUGUUCAAAGGUGAUCUACUCUAGUCUAGCUCAUGCUCUGACUAUUCAUUGCCUAGCUUAUUAUAAUAUACCUCUUCACAAAUAAUAGAAUUUUGAAAUGAAAUACAGCAAUUC